CGUUCAAUGGCUGCAAGGCAGCGCGCCCAUCUAAGACGUUAUCAGCACAAUAGAUUUAUUGCGAUAGAAAAGAUUUGGGUUUUUUCCCCCGCGUGUUUCGGCAAGAGACACACAAGUGAAGGGGGACUCCAUUUUUAAGACGCUAUAAAUCUGUCCGGGUGCAUUCGGCAAGGACUUUAAAUGCAACACACCCUUGGGCGCGCGGCGGAGAACGCCUGUUACGCACGAGGCGAGCGCGAGACGGGGGCAUUUCUGAACAAAUCUGUUAAAUGGUUGAACUUUAAAAAAAAUACGACAGUGGCUUUUGGAACGAGCAUUUCACCUGAUGGAUCUUCAAAAAACUCUGCUGCGGUGGCAAUGGGGCUGUCACAUGCCAACGGGACCGAGAGGAGAUAACUGGGGCAACUGAAAAUGCCAUUGUUUUCCUUCUGAAUUAGUCUGUUCAGCAUAUGAGACCAACGACAACCAUAACUCCAACCGAGAAUUUCACAACACUGGCUUUAUAUAAACGCCCUGAGACUUUGAGAAUUAAGAAACAGGGUCUUUGAGGAGGGUGAAGAUGCCUUUUCACCAUGUGAGAGCAGGGCUGCUCUACACAGACAACUUCCUGAGCACCUCUCUCUCCGAAACCAGUGAAGAACAGCUUGCCAACAUCUCCACAGAGGAGCUUGGCGAGAUUCGAGAGGCGUUCCGAGUUCUAGAUAGGGAUGGGAACGGAUUCAUCUCGAAGCAGGAGCUGGGUAUGGCCAUGCGCUCUCUGGGGUACAUGCCCAGUGAGGUGGAGCUGGCUAUUAUCAUGCAGAGACUGGACAUGGAUGGUGAUGGACAGGUGGACUUUGAUGAAUUUAUGACAAUAUUGGGACCUAAACUUGUUUCUUCUGAAACCAGAGAGGGCUUCUUAGGAAGUACAAUAGACAGCAUAUUCUGGCAGUUUGACAUGCAACAGAUGUCCCUGGAGGAGCUCAAACACGUCCUGUUCCACGCCUUCAGAGACCAUCUCACCAUGAAGGACAUCGAGAAUAUUAUCGUCACCGAGGAAGAGAGCUUGAAGGAGAACUCAGGAAACUGCCAGACCGAAUUUCAGGGAGUGCAUUCGAAAAAGAAGAAUCGCCAGACGUGUGUCCGCAAGAGCCUCAUCUGCGCUUUUGCAAUGGCCUUCAUCAUCAGCGUCAUGCUCAUCGCAGCCAAUCAGAUGUUGCGGAAUGGCAUGGAGUAGCCCCGCCCACUGUGAACCCUGCUCGAUCUGACCUCUCUUAAGAAACAUGCAUCAAAAACUCCACUUUCUUUUAGUUGGAAGAGCGUGGGGAGCCCACCGAGUACAGGAUGUGAAUCCAGAGAAAGAGUUUUGUGUUUUAUAUUUAUUUCGGCGAUUGUGAUUGUGACAGACUUAUAAGCGGCAGUGAGGGAUGUCCUCCAUCAUCAGCUUGACAGGAACAUGCAAGGGCUCCUCACUGGAUACCAUUUAAUGCAAUAACAUCCCGUGUCCCUCCACGCUGCGUGUUUUUCUCAUUCCUGUCUUUGAAAGACAAAGACUUUGUACUUUAUCUCACUCCAAGUCAUGUCAGAUGGGAACGAUGAGGAGUGAUUGGCAGCCUGUCCAGUGGAGCCGCUGCAGGAUUUCUGGCAUCAAGAGCGUGUGCAUGUUCAUCUCAAAUGCACUGUAUGUUUUGUUCACAGCAUUGCGGUGUUGAAGCUUAUUUAUGGAAUUUAUUGAAGAUAUUGUUGUUAUUGAAGGGACUGUGGGUAUUUUUGGAAUAGCAUACUACCAUAAUAUUACUUUUACAGUAUGCAGCUUACUCUGUACAUGCAGUAUGCAAAGAAAAUCACAUAUUACCAUAAUAUGCAGGAUAUAAUGCAUCUUAAUGUUUUGAGUGUGAUUUUUUCUCCUCCUUUGAUUAGCAUUUUAUUGGGUUGAAAAAAGGAAAAAGGACUUUUCAAGGAAAGUUUAUUUAUACUGCACAUGAUGAUCGCAUAAAGUGAUUUACAUUAGCAUAACUGAGAGAUAGGGAGAGAGAAAAAUAAUUUUAAAAUGAUUUAAGAACAACUAUAGUUCAGGAGAGAAAAAAACAUAAAUUUUUCAAAAAAAUGCAAUGUGAUAAAAUUAAUUGACACCAACAUAAAAUAUUACUAUCUAAAACAUUUAUCAUUGCAUACUGUGUACUUUUUCCACAUACUUAAAAAAAAAAUUGUAAAAAGUACCAUUAACAGUUUGGGGACAGGAGGUAAAGAAAUUAAUAAUUUUUUCAGUAAUGGUGCAUUAACGGGAUAGUUCACCAAAUAUGAAAAUUCUGUCAUUAAUUACUCAUGUCAUUUCAAACCUAUAAGACCUUCAUUCAUCUUCGGAUGAAAUCCGAGAGCUUUCUGACCCUGCAUAGACAGCAACGCAACUGACACGUUCAAGGCCCAGAAAGUUAGUAAGGACAUCAUUAAAAUAGUCCAUGUGACAUCAGUGCACGUUUUACUCAUUUAUUCCUUCGAUUUGAUAAUCAGAUGAGGGAAUAAAUUAAUACAAUGUGGCCAUUAUUUCAAAAACGAGAACAAAUUAAUAAGGUUACAUGGCCACGAUUUAACGAAAAUGAGGGAGCAAGGGAAAUAAAUUUGAAUAAAUUGAGGGAACAAACAGACACUGAAGACUGGAAUAAUGUCUGCUGAAAGUUCUUGAUUUUAAAUGGUAAUAAUAUUUCACAAUAUCAUUGUUUUUACUGUAUUUUGGAUCAAAUAAAUGCAGCCUUGGUGAGCAGAAGAGGCUUUUUUCAAAAACAUUACAAAUCUUAUUGACCCCAAACUGUUCCCCAGCAUGAGCAGAAGCAGACUGAUUUUUUAUUGUUUGCUAUAUAAUUUGAGUUACAAAUGCAUUGUGGCUUUCCAUAUUCUUCAAAGCAAGUGGGAUGAAUUCAAUUCCACACAUCUCCAUUUUGCAGUACACCUUGUGCAUUAUGAGUAAACAGGAUCAUUUUUAAAAUGAAAAUUAGAAGUCUGUUGCAUUCAUGCCAUUACCCAAUCUCUUAUUUUGUGUAUCUACAGAAGAAAGAGGAGAGUAUAAUACUCUCUUUGAUUUUAAAUAUAGUAUCAAGGUCUUCUAAAUGUCUGCAUAUAUUGUCUGGUUAAAAUAUAUGACACUGAACUUCUGCGGAAGUGUCUAUGCUACAUAGUUGGACUUUUUGGUCCAUUUUGAGUUUUUAUUCACUCUCAGGCUCAGAGAGUCAGUGAAUGCAACACAAAUUGCUCUGAAACAACCAGAAGUAAACUGGUCGGUCUCUACUUUUUCGUUUACUGUUACAGUCUGUGUGUAAUAUAAGUAUUUGUCUACCUGUUUGUCUAUAUAUUUAUAAUGUGUGUGCACAUCAGUCCUAUUCCCUGUGUUCCUUAUUAUUGUGUAUACUUACAGCCGUUUGUCACAAUCCCCUGUAUAUUGCAUGUGUAUUUAUGCAUAUAGUGCCACACAAAAGUCGUCUUUGGAUUGUCUGUUUGACUGUGUCAUGUUUGCAUGUUCAGAACACUUAUGCAGUGCUUUUCCAAGGUCUGUUGGCAUUUGCUGAGAGCAUCAGUCUAAAUGUCUGAACUCCCAUUGUUUCCUUCCUGUGAGCAAAUAUUAUAUGAAACAGUACCAGCAUUCUGUGCCAAAAUACACUGCAAAGGAAAAGCGGAUUAUUGGGAACCGUUUACUGGACAAAGUUCCUGUCAGUUUUCCAGAAUGUCACAGAACGGCUUGAUUGAGGACUGGUGCAUAUCAUUCUCUCAGUCUAUGCUUUGGAAAGAGGAGAUUUCCAAAUCAUUGGCCCCAUCUAGUGGCCUAUUCUGAAGAUGUGAUGUAAAAAUUGUAGGUAACGAAGGAAACUUACUUUUAGCAUUGUGGAGUAAAGCUAGUAAAGAAGAAAUGUUAACAAAGUAAGCUUUACCAAAAAGAAGUUGGAAACGGGAGUGGAAUUCUGUGUAAAUUCCAUAUAUAUCAAUUUAAAGUGUUGCACCUUGUUAUUUUAUUUAAUAAUAUAAGAAUAUUUGUUCACUGUUCCUCUCGUUUCUCACUAAAGAUUAGUGGACUAAAGUUUAGAAAUCUCUUGCAUCAUUUAGUCAUUAUUCUAUGUAUCCCCUUGCUUGUUGCCAUCUUGUUAGAUUCUACGUUCUACUAAAAUUACCCUCUAGUUUAUGGGCAUUUUGGAUAUAUAAAUUGGUAAAGGUUUUAUUUGCUACUGUAUUUUAUAUUUUGUUGAUUAAUAAUAUUUUUGUUUUCUAUUGUUAUUAUUUUUUUUAAUCUUGCAAAGGUUGAUGGAAUUUUUGAUUUAAUUUACUCUCAAUCCAGAUCCUAACUUCAUUUGAAUUUGAAGCAUGCCAAAUAAAAUUUUAUAUGUAUGUAUUUUUAUGGAGUAUAUCAAAAGAAGAAUUAUUAAUAUGCAAAACAGUAUACAUAUUUGCAUGCAGGAUGUGGAUUGACAGAUUAAAGCAAUAUGGUUUCUAAACAAAAAAAAAAUGUAUCAUUACUCGUAUAAUUACACAAAGAAUAUGAAGAAAUAAAAGAAAGUUAUUUAUUGAACAUGACAAUAAAUGUCUUUGCAUCCAAUUAUUGAUAUAAUGAUGAUAAUAAUUUAUAUAAUACUCAUUUUGUUAUUAUUGUUGCCU
This is a messenger RNA of Onychostoma macrolepis, 4617 nucleotides long. It is a transcript of the gene caln2, whose product is annotated as calneuron 2. The transcript is spliced from 6 exons. Gene Ontology annotation, molecular function: calcium ion binding. Bases 560 to 1216 code for a protein of 218 amino acids. The record is from RefSeq and is a predicted model, not a curated record. NCBI's taxonomy places the organism in Eukaryota, Metazoa, Chordata, Actinopteri, Cypriniformes, Cyprinidae.